Molecule: messenger RNA, 1598 nt
Organism: Marasmius oreades (fairy-ring Marasmius)
Lineage: Eukaryota; Fungi; Basidiomycota; Agaricomycetes; Agaricales; Marasmiaceae
Exons: 5
Coding region: 66-1520 (484 amino acids)
Biological process (GO): cellular response to pH
Cellular component (GO): plasma membrane
Source: RefSeq, a predicted model, not a curated record
GCUGCUCUCUCUGACACUAACCAUCAUACCCUAAACUCGAUACCUCCUACGGCAGCCUUACUUGGAUGUCUACCUAUUUAUACGAGCUUUCCACAACCGCUGCUUUCUCUUUCAAUGACUUUUGCGUUGACCAGAGUUCUAACCAGGCUUAUACUCGACACCUCUCCGAAGCAACACAAAUUCGUGCCAAUCUGCGUGGGGCGCUGAAGGAAAGCAAACGAACGGACGGAGAGAAGGAUUACCUGACUCUGGUGAAGAUUUUGGAUGACUACAUCCCCCACCUAAGGUCGAUAAUGAGUUGCGUCGCUCAUGAUGAGAUCGGACUGAAAGCGGAACCUAUGUUCAGUUGGCGUACUACCCUAUCCGCAACCACGAAUGUAUUCAACUCUUCUCCCAGACUCUCCAUUCCUUCACUACACGCGGAAUACGCGACGUGCCUUUUGACAUAUGCAUUUGUGAUCUCGAAUCUUGCAAGAACGAUCGUCGCGUCUUUGGGAGAUUACGAACUUGAUCGUGCGAUAACGGAGAAGGAGAGGGAAAGCAAGGAUGAACGGUUGAAGCAUGCGGCGGAUUUCCUUUCUAGAGCUAGUGGGAUCUUCGCAUAUAUCAGCGAAACCGUGUUGGUGGAGUGGGAGCAUAGUCCGACUUCAACGAGCAAGUUUGUGCGACCGCCUGAUUUGACGAAAGAGGUAAAUAGCGCUCUAGCAAAACUCGCUUUGGCAGAUGCACAAACUCUUUUUAUUCGGAAGUACCUCUCGAAAGCAGCGUAUGAGUCGAAUAUAUCCCCAGGUCCACCUCUUCCUCAAUCCCACCCUUCUCCAGUGCUCAUCGCCAAGUUGCAUCUUGAAUGUUCGAACUACUAUUCUUCUGCUCGACUUCUCGCAAAAACGCCUGGAAGCAGUGGUACUACGGAGGCUUCGCCCGAACUCCGUCAUUAUUUGAGUGACGAGGCUGCGCUGCACUCUGCACUAGCGAAGAAAUGGCUUGCUAUUGAUGCCGGUGAGAAGGGUGGUACGGAAAAGGGUGGUGAUGCCGUGGGGUUGAUGAUUUGGGCGCAGAAAGAGCUGCAAGAGAUGAGAGAUGGAGGGAAGAGCGGGGGUGUUUCUGGACUUGCCAAAGGGGAAAAAGAGAAGAAAGGGAGGAGUCUCAGGAAAGAACGGAUUGUGCAAGAGCUUGAAAGUGUGGCGGUUUGGCUCAAGCAUUACAAGAAGGUGAACAACACUCUUCACUUCCAGCCAGUUCCAUCACAGGCAGAUCUUCAAUCCCGAAUACCUACAGGUAUACUAGCUGUGUCUGCGAAGCCGUAUUCACCACCCGUCCCCGUCUUUGGGCCUGGCUCACCUGAGUACGUUCAGCGUCAAACUGAUGAAGUCGAGUUCUCGUCUUUAUCUUUAAACGCUGAGGCGUCCACAUCGGGCACUUUGCGUGAUGGUUUACCACAUUCCGAUUCGACGAAGGCCGAAAAUGAGAAGACGAAGGCAACGAAGGCAACAUAUGCAGGUGCAGGCUCGUAUUUUUGAACCUUUUCAGCUUGGACAUAGUAGAGUAGCUUGAACAUUGUAGUAAUUUUCCUUGCAUUUUCAUUGUUUUGUGGCAUU